AUGACGUCACGCCGACCCUCGCUGGCUCCACCUGGUCGAGAGAGUCGCUCGAGCUCCCUGGAUGGUCGGCGGCGCUCCAGUGUCAGGCUCGCCAGUGUACAGCUGGAGAACAUGAAGGCGUCCCAGGAGGAGCAGCAGCAGCAGCAGGCAGAAGGCGCAGGGGACGAGCUGGAGGAUGAGGAGAAGAGGAAGAGAGGAGGAAGAGAGGACCUGUACCAGAUGGACCAGCAGUCGACGGAGCUAUCAGCUGAUUACUGGCAGAUCCACAAGAUGGUGAAGUAUCUGAAGGUGGGCAAUGCUACAUGCACGACCCUGGCCUUGGUGGGUCUGAAGGAGUGUGGGCUCCACCAGGAGUCCGGCCAGCUCGCUCUCAAGGCCGUCGGGGGGCUGGAGGUCCUACUCACCCUCAGGACUCGAAAUCUGCGCUGCAACAUUGGGGCCCUGCAAGUCCUGGAAGCGGCCUGUGGACACAUCACAACGAGGAACACCGUGUAUAAACUAGGCGGGAUACAGGUGUUGCUGGGGCUGGUUGGGCACACGGUUGUACAGGUGCGGGGUCUGGCAGCGUCUGUGCUGGCCCAGGUGUGCGCUCUGCCCUCUGCGCGGUCUGCUCUGAUUAGGGACAACGGCAUUCCACCCUUGAAAUUAAACACUGCAAGAUUCCAAAGUAGGAUGUGUGCUAAUCUAUUUCCUGGCAAUAAUGCAUCUACGACACAUCUAGUACCAUGA
Penaeus vannamei (Pacific white shrimp) is the source of this 729-nucleotide messenger RNA. Lineage: Eukaryota; Metazoa; Arthropoda; Malacostraca; Decapoda; Penaeidae. The record is from RefSeq and is a predicted model, not a curated record.